Messenger RNA from Aspergillus oryzae RIB40, 405 nucleotides. RefSeq lists its product as uncharacterized. Gene Ontology annotation, molecular function: amino acid transmembrane transporter activity. The transcript has a single exon. Gene Ontology annotation, cellular component: membrane. Gene Ontology annotation, biological process: amino acid transmembrane transport. Bases 1 to 405 code for a protein of 134 amino acids. Lineage: Eukaryota; Fungi; Ascomycota; Eurotiomycetes; Eurotiales; Aspergillaceae. The record is from RefSeq and is a predicted model, not a curated record.
AUGUGCGUCACAUAUAUUUGUUUUUAUCGAGCAUGCAAAGCGCAGGGUUUCGACCGUUCUAAGCUUCCUUACAAGGGCUGGUUUCAGCCUUGGUGCGCCAUUAUCGGUGUUCUGUGGAUGACGAUGGUUGUAACCUGUUACGGGUACACCAGCUUUACCCCCUGGGAUGUGACGACCUUUUUCACUCACUAUACGAUGCUUCUAUUUGAUAUCAUUGCAUUUGCCGGGUGGAAAUUAUUUAAACAAACAAGAAUAUUGCGCCCAGAUGAACUUGAUCUUGUUUUAGAAGCUCCCGACAUUACUGCAUACGAAGAGGCCGCCAAAAUAAACAACCCCCCUAUUGGUUUCUGGGCUGAGCUCAUUCAGCCUUUCAGGCCAAGGUGGAAAAGUCUCAAGGGCAGCUAG